CUGCCUUUGUGCCAAACUGCUUCCCUGUGUGACGUGACGGGGCGCUACGUGUACUGGGCUGUGUUGCAGGAAGUUGGGGCUGUCAGAGCAGUGGGGCCUCAGCUGGGAAUUGGGACGCAGGAACGGGGAGAUAACAAGAUCAAGCUGGAAUGAACAGUGAAGCGAGUGUGUAAGAGACUGGUGGAUUAUUAUGUUACUAUAAUGCAACAGGUCUAGUUACCUAUAGCAACGAAGAAAAUGCUACCAACCACUGCAGUUAGCCCCAGGAGCCAAGGCAAUGGCAUAUUAAGUCCACGCGAUGCAGCCAGACACACAGCAGGAGCCAAACGCUACAAAUACCUCCGGAGGCUCUUUCACUUCAGGCAGAUGGACUUUGAAUUUGCUCUUUGGCAGAUGCUUUAUCUUUUUACGUCACCACAAAAAGUUUACAGAAAUUUUCAUUACAGAAAGCAGACAAAGGACCAGUGGGCAAGAGAUGAUCCAGCAUUUUUGGUACUCUUGAGUAUCUGGAUAUGUGUUUCCACUGUAGGAUUUGGAUUUGUCCUGGACAUGAGCAUUUUAGAAACCUUGAAACUCCUCCUCUGGGUUGUUUUUAUAGAUUGUAUAGGCGUUGGACUACUAAUGGCAACUUUAAUGUGGUUUGUUUCUAACAAGUAUAUGGUCAAGCGCCAGGGGAAAGAUUAUGAUGUAGAGUGGGGCUACACGUUUGAUGUACACUUGAAUGCCUUUUAUCCUCUUCUGGUCAUCCUGCAUUUCAUUCAGCUUUUUUUUAUUAACCAUGUGAUCUUAAGCGGUUGGUUUAUUGGUUACUUUGUUGGAAACACAUUAUGGCUGAUUGCAAUUGGCUACUACAUCUAUAUAACAUUCCUUGGAUACAGCGCUCUGCCGUUCUUGAAAAACACAGUGGCCCUUCUGUACCCAUUUGCAGCUUUGGCUCUUCUGUACAUACUUUCCUUAGUUUUGGGCUGGAACUUCACAGAACAGCUCUGUUUAUUUUAUAAGUACAGAGUCAGGUAAAACUCUGUCGGGCUGCAUGCUUCCUGCAGUUACUGAUCUUGUACAGAUUGUAAAUAUUUUUGUUGUAGAUAAAGGUGGUGAUUUAAGAAAUAUUAAAGUGUCUUCCUCUC
Xenopus tropicalis (tropical clawed frog) is the source of this 1127-nucleotide messenger RNA. It is a transcript of the gene unc50, whose product is annotated as unc-50 homolog. NCBI's taxonomy places the organism in Eukaryota, Metazoa, Chordata, Amphibia, Anura, Pipidae. The transcript is spliced from 7 exons. Gene Ontology annotation, cellular component: nuclear inner membrane. Bases 238 to 1017 code for a protein of 259 amino acids. The record is from RefSeq and is a predicted model, not a curated record.